CGGCGCGCGUGCGUCUGUUCAUAACUGGCGGUGCAGGUAAACGGUUGGUGGACAGACUCUGGAGACGGCGAGUUUCGCAGGGAAUCGGAGAGUAUGUGGGCUCAAGCAACAUGGAGAGAGAAUGUGGGAAGUGCGUGGCUGUUGUCGCAGUUGUGACCGAGCCUCAGUUUGCCCAGCGAUACAGGGACUACCUCGAGAAGCAGACACUCUUGGACAGACAGCACCGUGCGGUGAAGAUGCCGGACGGCGCCGUGGCGCUCCCGGUGCUGGGAGAGACCGUCCCCGAGCAGCACCUGCAGGAGCUGAGGAAUCGCGUGGCCCCAGGCAGCACCUGUAUGCUGAUGCAGCUUCCGGAUCCUGUUCCUUCGAAGAAGGCCCAGCGCUGCUCACCUGCCCAGAGGUUGUGUCUUGCGGUGAGUCGCUGGGCUAAGGGUCGGGGAGUCACGUGGUCAGCCGAGUUGGAGGCUGAUUUGCCCCGAUCUUGGCAACGGCACGGUAACCUCCUGUUGCUGAGUGAAGACUGUUUCCAAGCCAAGCAAUGGAAAAAUUUGGAACCAGAACUCUGGGAGACCGUUGCCUCGGCACUUGGUGUCCAACGUUUGGCAAAACGAGGGAGGGUAUCACCGGAUGGCACUCGAACUCCAACAGUGACUCUGCUGCUGGGCAACCAUGGUUGGGUAGAGCAUGUGGAUAAUGGUAUCAGAUAUAAGUUUGACGUGACACAGUGCAUGUUCUCCUUUGGAAACAUCAGUGAGAAGCUGCGAGUGGCAUCGCUGUCCUGUGCUGGAGAGGUGCUGGUGGAUCUCUAUGCAGGGAUUGGUUACUUUACUUUGCCCUUCCUAGUUCAUGCUGGUGCUGCCUUCGUCCAUGCCUGUGAGUGGAACCCCCAUGCUGUAGUUGCUCUGAGAAAUAACCUUGAGAUCAAUGGAGUAGCAGAUCGGUGCCAAGUACACUUUGGAGAUAACAGGAAACUGAAGCUCUCAAACAUUGCAGAUAGGGUAAACCUGGGGCUGAUUCCCAGCUCUGAAGAAGGCUGGCCAAUUGCCUGCCAAGUGCUUCGACAGGAUGCUGGGGGCACUUUGCAUAUCCACCAAAAUGUGGAAUCUUUCCCAGGGGAGAAUCUUCAGCCUCCUGGAAGCAGUGAAGUGGACAAAGAGCAUUGGCCUUAUCCUCAGCAAACUAGCACCAACCAAUGGAAAAAUGGAGGUACCAGGGAUUCUAGGAGAAAAAUGCUAUCACCAGCCACCAAGCCAGAGUGGCAAAGGUGGGCAGAAUCUGCAGAAACUCGAAUUGCCACUCUUCUUCAGCAGGUGCAUGGAAAACCAUGGAAAACACAAAUACUGCACAUUCAAUCAGUGAAAUCCUAUGCUCCCCAUGUGGAUCACGUAGUCCUGGAUCUGGAAUGCCGCCCCUGUCCUCUAGUUGACUAGAGGAGGUGGAUCCUGGGACACAAGGAAUCCACAUUUAAGAGGCCUUUAAUGCAUCAGCUCAGGUGGGGUUCUUACCCCUUUUUUCUAUUGGCAAUCUAUUUUAAUAUUUUGUGGCCCUCAGCGCAGCCUCUAGCCCAAUCCAUAUCAUUUCAUUUGUCUUUCUUUGAUCACAUUAAGAAUGAGCUACAUAUCUGGGAGAAGCCGCAUGGCUCAUUGAAAUAAGGAUCAUCUGUGCAAUCAUGAAUUUGGAAUUGUACACAGUAAGCCCCAGGGAAAUGUUAGCUAUCAUGUGAUUCCACCACAGAAAUCAGGAUGCUUGAUUCCAGUCCCAUCUCACAGAGUGACUUUUCUGUGUUUACCUUACUCAUCUCCUCUUUUCCAUAUUGGGUUGCUUUUCAUGUGUGUGCCCAUGGGUUGCUCUCUUCAAACUAAAAUGCUAAAAAUGCCAGUCUGGGGCUUGAGCCAGUAUGUGGAGGAAUGUGGAGGAAAACAGUGGGAAAGAUGAAUCAGAGAGCCAGGUCUGGGGUCUGAAAGAGUUGCCUCCUUGCCAUAAGUUGUGGAUAGGCAGCUGAUAUCAGGUGUAGCCAGGUGAAUUCAUUCAACCAACAGUUGUUGAACUCCUGCUGUAUCUAUAUAUAUGCAUAUACACCUUGACUGUGCAGUGGUGAAAGACAUGGGCUCUGCCUUCAUAGAAUUUAGGUUCCACUCAUUCAACUCCUGACUCCUCUACCGUCUGUAUGGCAAGUCAUGAAUCUCUCACAAUUUAGUUUUCUCAUCGGUACAUUGGGGUUGAUUAUUGUACAUACCCUGUAGGGUAGUUGUUAGGUUUAAAUGAGUUCACAUAUGUUAACCUGUCAUGACAGUGACUGGCAUAUAGUCAAUACUUCAUUCAGGCAAUCAGUCAUUCUUUGUAUACAGUGAGCUACCAUUUCCCAGUUUAGCUGUGAGGGAUAAAUCUGGUUCACUCGAAGUAGAAUGUGCUUAUUUUGAAAAGCCAUUCACUGGUUGGUUAGGAUACACUGUUUACACUCUCCGUCAAGCACUGUGCUCAGGGCCACUGACAUAGAGAUGAAUAAAGCUGAGUCCUGCCCAUGAUGGGAUCACUAUCUGGUGACAUGGAUAGAGAGGAAGCAAUGUCAAUGCUGUGUACUAAGUGCUGAGAUAGAAAUAAACAGGGAUUUUUCCGGCACAUAUAGGAGAGGCAGCCACCCAUAUUUGGGGAUCUGGGUUAGGGUGGUUGGGUGACUGGGAAGGAGGGAGCAGAGAUGCCUAAGCAGAAUGUUAAAGAAUGAGCAGGAGUCAUGUGUGAAUGGAAGAAAAUAAGGGUCCCUUAAGCCUUUUCUCUAUGUGAGUACAUUAAUUUAUGGUACAGUUUCUCUGAGGAUUUGCUGGAUUGGUCUGGUCAGGAAGAGGCAUCUUAUGGAACCAAGGAAAAAAGACUGAAGGGUUCAGGAGGAUCACAGAGUCCUUGUCACUUAAGUCCAGGAAUUUGUAUAAACUCUAAAGGUUUCCCAUGCAAGUUUUCAAUAUUAGUUGCCAAUUAAUGCACCCUUUGAUGGAGAUGUUGUAAUUAAAAAACAGCAAUAAUAUUUUUAAACUACCUCAACCUUGAAUUGCUCUAUUCAUUAACUCCAUAAUUUUAAAGAAUUAUGCACUAAUAUAUGAGUUCAAUGUGUAUAUUUGAAAUAAACAUAGAAGUUAAAAAUGAUGAGAAACAAAUAGAAAAGAUUUUAAAUUCAUUUCUCCCACCCCGAGCACACAUGUGGGAAGAGGCCAAUUAUAUGUCAUUUUGAACAGCCUCAGGAUGCAGCCACUUCAUAUUGUGCAAGCAAUAAAGAGUCCUUUUCAAAAUAAACUAUUAUUUAAGAUGAUUACAGCUAAUUAUAUGUUUAAAAUGAUAGAAAACCUCACUUUGGAAGGCUGUCUGACAGUUCCUCAGAAUGCUGUAUGUAGAGUUAUCAUAUGACCCAGCAGUUCUACUAGGUGUAUACCCAAGAGAAAUGCAAAUAUGUCUAUACAAAAACUUGUACAUGAAUAUUUAUAGCAGCAUUAUUCAUAAUAGCCAAAGAGUGGAAACAGCCCACACGUCCAUCAACUGGUGACUGGACAAACAAAAUGAUAUAUCCAUACAAUGGAAUCUGUAAAAAGGAUUGAAGUACUGAUACAUGCUACAACAUGGAUGAACCUUGAAAACAGUAUGCUAAGUAAAAGAAGCCAGUUGCAAAAGGCCACAGAUUGCAUGAUCCCAUUUAUAUUAAAUGGCCAGAAUAGGCCAAUCCAUAGAAACAGAAAGUAGGUUGCCAGGGUCUGGGGGGAGUAGAGAAUGGGAAGUGACUACUAAUGGGUACUGGGUGUGACUGCUAAUGGGUACUGUUUCUUUUGGGAGAAAUGAAAAUUCUGAAAUUAGGCAGUGGUGAUGAUUGCACAACUCUGGAAUAUACUAUAAACCACUUAAUUGUAUACUUUCAAAGGAUGAAUUUUAUAGUACUGUGUGUAAAUUAUAUUUCAGUAAAGGUAUUUUUAAACACAAGGUAAGAACUUGGAAAAGCUUCUUGCAGGAAGGAAAGCCUGAGCUGAAUUUCAAAUGUGAAUAGGGAUUUGCCAGGUAAAGGCAGAGGAGGUGAAGGCUCCGUAGCCUCUUCUCCAAGUUAAGCUAUUUGUUUCUCAUUGAAACUUUCUCUUGGGUCUUACUUUAUAAUUACCAUUGUGUCCUUCCCAGGAGCAUUUUCACUGGGGCCCAAAGUGGAUUCGCUCACCGUGGGAGAUACUGAGCUUGACUCUCAGUACCCAUCCCAAUCCCCCUUUUUGUUAAAUAAGGGAAGGUGUCAAAUGUACUCAAUUUCCCAGCCUCCCUUUCAGCUUUAAUGGCUAUGUGAACCAGUUCCGGCAAGGAGAUGUAGGCAGAGGUCCCCAGGUAGGGCUUUGGGUCUCUUACCCUGGAGAUGCAGCAGACAUUUCUUCCAGGCAUGCUAAGACUGGCAGAGCAGGGUUGUAGGACUCUGGUUUCUUAUGGAGAUCUUUAAUCAGCUACACCAGUCCUGAAAUGCCUAUCUCUGAACUUCCUGUCACAUUAAAAACACAAAACCCGUAAAACUCCACCAUCCCCACCACUCACAAACCUGCUUACGUUAUUGUGCGGAUUUUUUUUUUUUUUUUUUGACUUACAGGAAAGAAAUAUUUCUACCUGAUAUUCUAAAUAGUGGGUUAGCCAGAUUAGUAAGACAUAUAUGAUAGAAGUGAAUAAAUAGAAACAGUAGCAGAGUGGGAAUGCUCAGAGAUCUCACGACCAAAAACAGGGCAUUUUGAAAAUCAACGUACUUUUUCAGUUGUGUCCACUAUUGUUAAUGCUGCUAUCUAGUGAAGA
This is a messenger RNA of Cynocephalus volans (Philippine flying lemur), 4794 nucleotides long. RefSeq names its product tRNA methyltransferase 12 homolog (gene TYW2). The coding region runs from base 111 to 1430 and encodes 439 amino acids. The record is from RefSeq and is a predicted model, not a curated record. Gene Ontology annotation, biological process: wybutosine biosynthetic process; tRNA methylation. Gene Ontology annotation, molecular function: tRNA methyltransferase activity. Lineage: Eukaryota; Metazoa; Chordata; Mammalia; Dermoptera; Cynocephalidae. The transcript has a single exon. Gene Ontology annotation, cellular component: cytoplasm.